AUGACCCUCCUGGAGGCAGGACUGGGGUGGCUGGAGAGGGAGAGCCUCGAAGAGGAGGACCUGGCGUUUCGACGGGCCGCGGUAGGCGACGGCGAGAUGGAAGAUGACGGCAGCGAGGGGGCGGCGAGGAUACGGUGGCGUCGGCUGCGUGGCUUCCUGUCCGGGAUCCGAGCGUUUUGCGAGGAGCGCGGGAUCUCUUGCGGCGCUGACGGCGGUGCCGACGCUGCCGCGACCGAGGAGACUGGGCGGACGGCGGGAGUCCACCCCAGCGCGUCCCCAGGCUCCCGACCUUCUUCAGCGGAACAUCACCACCGGUUUACUUCUGCGCAAGACACGACAGCCGAGGACAACGAUCCAUCCACAUGGUUGAGCCAGUCCUCCAACUUGUCCUCUCAAAGAACCUUCUGCCCAGACCCGCGGUGGGUGGACGAGUCUAUGCUGACUUCAGAGCAGCGAGAGGUGGUCGACACCGAGGUGGACGUCGGCCAGACCCUGACGAUCGUGGCCUACGCCGGCACGGGGAAGACCUUCACUCUUAGGGCCGUCGCCCAGAGAAACCCUACGCUCAAGAUCCUCUAUGCCGCGUUCAACCGUUCCGUGGCCGCUGCCGCCAGCUCAAUCUUCUCGAGCAACACCGAUUGCAAAACGAUGAGCUCGGUGUCGUUGACGGGUGGGACGUUCGGAAGGGUAGAGGGGAGCACGGCCAAAGUGACCAAAGCAAUACAGGCCUUCGUGGGAGGCAAUACGCGUUACUCGCACGCCAAGGUCGUGCUCAACUCGAUCGACGCCUUCUGCGCCUCCAGCGACCCCGACAUUACCUCCGAACACUUGAAGAUGCCACCGCUGCUGUCCCAUUCACCUUCCCAGAGCCAGAGCCGCACUAGGCGGGUCGAGCGGCCGUCGAAAGGGUGGGUGCUGGCCACCGCGAAAAAGGUCUGGGGGGAGAUGCACCCCUCCCCCGCCGCCGCGAGUAGCUCGACCCGGGGGUCCCGGAUCCCUCGGACCUUCAGCAGCUGCAUGAAGGCGUACCAGCUCUCUGAGCCGGACUUGAGCGGCAGGCACGCAAUCUACGGCUUUCGGGGCGCGAGGGACUACCUCAAGAAGGUCAAGAGUUUCAAGACGCUGUACCUCACCCAGGUCUUUCGGUUCCCGAAUCCUAUCGCAAGCGUCGCCAACACCGUGCUGCUCGGACUGAAGCGAGAGAGGCGCCCUCUGCUAGGAAGCCUGGCGUUUCCCGACGGCCCGACCAAGGUGGUAUUCGAGCGAGAGAGACACGAGUGGCUCCAGCAGGACUGCGAGUCCAAAGGACGCUUCGCCUACAUCGCAAGGACCAACGCGGGGCUCAUGACGGAAGCAGUCGCUGCCAUUGGUCGAGGUGACCGGGCUGCCUUCAUGGACGGUAGAGCGCCGAAUCUUCAGGAGGUGAAGGACCUGUGCCACAUGAUGAUGGGCGAAAUUGGCGAAGUUAAGAACCUCGACCUGAAGGAGAUUGGGUCCAUCCCGGCGCUGAGGGAAGUUCUCGACAAAGGAACAGACGACAACGACAUCAAGACAAUCGCCCCGUUGCUGGGCAUGGUGGACGACUACAUAUCGGCGGGCAAGACCCCUCACCGAGUCUUGGCGGACAUGGGAGCGGUGGAAAGCAUGCGUCUAGGCCCGGACUCCAAGGGCCCGCUGAUGAUCCUGACCACCGUCCACAAGGUCAAGGGACUGGAGUACGACACCGUGGUGCUCGCAGACGACUUUUCCUUCGAGCUGGUGGACGGAAGCUCGCCCCUCCGCAAGAGCGCCACCGAAAGCGCCAACCUGCUGUACGUGGCGGUCACGCGGGCGAAGCGGCAGCUAAUCCUCAACAAGAAGCUGGCCCACCAGCUGCGCAGCUUCGGGAUGUGGGACAGCCUCGCUCUCCAAGGCACCACCGCGUUGUGCCCCGCCGCCGGGCCUGUCCCCUGCUGCACCGACGGCUGCGACUGCGCUGACGCUCAUGGGGUGGCACCGGCGGCCGACGACCCCGCCAGCGUUAACGGCGGUGCCGGCGGUGGGGCGGGGAGUUCGCAACAAAGGCCGAGACUUUUGUACGGGGGGAGCUCGUCCGGCGGGCCCCUCUGCCGGGCGUGCGCCGAGGGCGCGGGGGAAAACUCCGGGGCGUUUCCGUACUUUUGUUCGGAGUUUGUUUCCUCGUCCUCGGAGAGCAGCGCGGCGGCGGUCGCUUGA
Messenger RNA from Ectocarpus siliculosus, 2214 nucleotides. Lineage: Eukaryota; Phaeophyceae; Ectocarpales; Ectocarpaceae. The record is from the annotation of a GenBank genome assembly.